CCGCGGAGCCCCGGAAGCGGCGGGAUUUCCUGUGCCCGCCCCGCGCCGGCCGCUGUCGCUGUCGCUGUCGCUGGCUGUGCGGGCCGCGGGCUCCGCCGCACCGGGCGGGAGGCAGCGCCGAGGGGCCCAGCCGGGGUGCCCUGCCUCCCAGACACAUAAGCAAACAACAGAAUUGAAAGCCCAGGAACCCAGGCGCCCUUACGGAAGGGGUCAUCCGAACCAGGGAGAGAGAGAAAACAGGCCACAGCUCGUGCUUGCUGCAGAAAUGCUUUCUGAACAGACAGUAGCCCUGGGAGCAGGAUGGGAGUCGAUGAAUGCACAGCCCGAUGGAGCACAGCCCCAGCCAGAAAGAGGAAACCAGGAAGAGGGCCCCUGGAGAGCAGCACCAGGGCCACUGGACCCCCUUUGCUGUGACCUUCAGGAGGAGCCACUGUCCCUUCAGGAGAAGGCUCAGGCUGCUCCCUGGGUUCCUGCAGUUCCCCAGGAGGGGAACACCGGAGACUGGGAAAUGGCAGCUGCUCUUCUGGCAGCAGGAUCCCAGGGCCUGGUAACCAUCAAGGACGUGUCACUGUGCUUCUCCCAGGAGGAGUGGCGGAGCCUGGACCCCUCUCAGACAGACUUUUAUGGAGAAUACGUCAUGCAGGAAAACUGUGGGAUCGUUGUGUCCCUGAGGUUUCCAAUUCCCAAACUGGAUAUGCUUUCUCAACUAGAGGGGGGAGAAGAACAGUGGGUCCCUGACCCCCAGGACUUAGAAGGGAGGGACAUCCUGAAGGUCACAUAUACAGGAGAUGGAAGCGAACAUGAGGGAGAUACUCCUGGCCUUGAGGCAGAGCCUCCCAGAAUUGUAUCCAGUGUGUCUGAAGACACCGUUGUCUGGAACGCAGGGCAGGGUCAGCCGUGGGAGUGCACGCCCAGGAGCUGCAGAGGACCGCUCCUAAGCCCACCUCGUCUUCAGGAAGACAGCGUCUCACACCUUCUGUGUAGCCCGGAGAUGGAUUCUCUCUUAAAGCCCCACACGUGCCCUCAGUGUGGGAAGCAGUUUGUGUGGGGCUCCCACCUGGCCAGGCAUCAGCAAACGCACACUGGCGAGAGGCCCUACAGCUGCCUCAAGUGUGAGAAAAGCUUUGGGCGGAGACAUCACCUCAUCAGGCACCAGAAAACCCACCUGCAUGACAAGCCAAGCAGGUGCUCCGAGUGUGGCAAGAAUUUUCGGUGCAGCGCCCACCUGGCCAGCCACCAGAGAGUGCAUGCGGAGGGCAGGUCACCCUGCAAGGGCCAAGAGGCCGGAGAGAGCCUCGGGGCUCAGAAUCAGCAGCAAGCCCCGCCCGUGCCAAGGCGCCACGUGUGCACCGAGUGUGGGAAGAGCUUUGGCCGGAGGCACCACCUGGUGAGACACUGGCUCACCCACACCGGGGAGAAACCCUUCCAUUGCCCUCGAUGUGAGAAGAGCUUCGGCCGCAAGCACCACCUGGACAGGCACCUGCUGACCCACCAGGGACAGAGCGCCGGGAGUGGCUGGGACAGAGGGGCGUCUGUCUUCUGAAAUCCGCCUUUGCGGAGCUAUAGUCAAAUCUGUCAGCUGGUGCUACCAGCAGCCACUGCCAUAGCUGCCCCUCCCCUGUGCCCUGAUGGCCAGGACAUUUGUCACCAGUUCUGCGAGACAACAUAAGAAAAAAGAGUUCUUGGGGCAAAAUUUUUGGCAGCAGUGCAAAGUGUGGCUAUUCGGCUGAACCCGCUCUGAAGGGUACAGUGGAGCCAGCAGUGACGGUUGAGGUCCGUUCUCUUUGGUUGGGGUCUGUGCUGUACCGGUUCCUAAAUAUUUAUGAAUCACCCUGUGUGCUGAUCAUAUUCUCUACAGAGAAAGUGAAAGGGGCCAUGUUAGUGUAUCGAGGGCUCUGAGAACCUCUGCAGCCCAUUAGUGUCAAUUGAAAGCAAGGGGGCUAGACAGUCUUGUGCGGGUCUGGCUCCUUUGCCCCGUGAUUACAGGCCUCUCACCCCUACCUCUGAAAAAAAUGUAGUGAUCUUUCACUCCUAUUCCCCUCAUCCUGCAUACACACACGCACUCAAACACACAUGUAUACCACAUACAAACACACACACACACACACACACACACACACACACACACACGGACACAGCUGAGAUCAGGUUACAAAGCUAGAGGAUAGACUUUACACUCCCAAGUAAUGCAGGCCCACACGGAAGGAAAAACUAUCCCCUUGAACAGAGCAGAGCCGUCUCCUGUCUGUGGUUUUGUGUCUGUGUAUAUGUGCGCAGGCUCUUUGAUGAGAUCCUGCUCAGUGCAAACUGUACAGGCUAGGUUUUCUAGGAAUUGUGCUCUAGGGAUAAGGGUAGUUGGGAUGGUACGGGUUUUUGGUUUUGUUUAAAAGCAUUCUGAGCGGUAAAGGGAGGCAAGGUGGAAAGGUGUGCCUAGGGUUGUGUACAAAGUCCUUGGUGUUCCCAGGAUGUAGACAGUUGUGGGUUUGUGUAUCUGGCUCUGGGUCUCUGGGAUGACAAUUGUUUUUCCCUACAGAGACAGCGUUGUUCGUUGGCCUUGAAUGAGGUGACGGUGGUUCGUGCUGCGUGAGGUUCUGUCUUGUCUUGUUUUAAGUGCUGGAAUCACAGCGUGGCGAGUCACGCUCAUCAUUCUUGUUUGACUUUCAAAGCUUCUUCAGAGGGAAGAACCGAUGUUGCGCACCUCAUCCUGCUAGGAGAAAGAACUUUAGGGGAGAAGGCUGUAGCUUAGCUUGCCGGCUGUGAGGGUAGUGAGCUUUCUGGUGUUCCUCCUGGCUCUGGGAAGGGCCUCACCCAGAAGACUCCAGGCUCUAAGGUUAGCUGCCUGCACCGGGGCUCGUUCAAAUAUUCUCAGGCCUUUUGGUUCGUGAGUUGAUCCAUUUUUUGUUUGUUCGUUUGUUUGUGAUGGUGUUAAUACCAAUCUUACAACUUAACCUCUAUUUAAGGGAAGUUUGGAAUUAGGGAGGAGGAGAACGUAAAAGUGGGUAUUUUUCUUUUCAAGGCUCAUGCUGAUUUUCCCCCUAAGAUAUUCAUUUCUGGAACAUAGUUGGAAUUAUUCAGAGAAGCCAACUAGUUUGCAGCACUAGUUAAUGAGGUCCCUGCUCAGGAAAAACUGGGUGAAUUAGAGUGCUUGGGCCCUGGGCUCAAGAGGAAUUGAAAUUUUGCUGACUGGGCCUUUUGGUUAUUUGAGCAGCCUCCAACUCACCCCUGCUGCUGAGAAUAGCCUUCCUUCUUGAGCUGGGCUGCACUCUCUUGCUUAUGUUAUGAUGAAUUAAGCAAAACCAGGCAGCCCUUUGCAAGCAGGCCUUAUCCUAGACCCCCACCACCACCAAAAAAAGAGGCUUAUUUUAGAAUCAGUAUUAAGAGAAUGAGAAAAUUUUCCAACUUUAAUAGAAAUAUUUAAGGGAAGUCAGUUCUGUGCCAAGCCCUCUGUAGCAGAGCAUGCUUCAGAUUACAGAUCCCUUGAGAAUCUGAUGGAAACCAGAAUUGACUUUGCAGAAAAGAUCUUUAUGUUGACUCAUUUUCAUACGCAUUAAGUGGACUCAGAGCCUGCCUGUGGAAAUGAUAAACUGAAGCAAAGGGGAAAAGGUGUUCUUCGUCUCCGCCCUUAAUUCCAGCGCUCGGGAGGCGGAGGCAGAGGCAGGCAGAGGCAGGCAGAGGCAGAUGGAUCUGUAAAGUCCUGGAUGAGCUGGGGGCAAUGUAGUGAAAUCCUGUCUAAAAUUUAUCCUGUUGGAUUCUGGGUGCUGUACAGAUGCCCGUGUCAAGAACUGCAAGCAAGAUCCAUUCAAUAUUUUAAGGACUGAAAUGCCAGAAAGCACCACGGGGUGAGGACAGCGCCUGGUCUGCCUCGACGUUGCUUAUGCUGUGCUCUGGAUUAGGAGCGUGGACACGCUCACAGCUCAGCUCACAAACCUGGCUUCCAGGACUUGUGGGCAUCCUCUCCUACCUAUCAGAUACCUCUUAAAAACUACAGUUAACCUCCAGCCUUUUAUCUGCUUUAGUAAUUGCAGGGAUGGAAAGGGCAGGUGCGAUCACAGCACCCAGCUGGAAGGCAGCACCGAGUUUCACGGCUUUUCGCAGAAGGAACAGCCCUUUGGCUCAUUUCUGAUGUAUCAUUAUCUUUUCUACCUCGGUCCAAUACCACCUCCUUUGGACAAAUAAUAAAACAAGCAACAGCCAU
Molecule: messenger RNA, 4195 nt
Organism: Psammomys obesus (fat sand rat)
Lineage: Eukaryota; Metazoa; Chordata; Mammalia; Rodentia; Muridae
Gene: Znf641
Product: zinc finger protein 641
Exons: 7
Coding region: 266-1543 (425 amino acids)
Biological process (GO): negative regulation of transcription by RNA polymerase II
Cellular component (GO): nucleoplasm; nucleus
Molecular function (GO): DNA-binding transcription repressor activity, RNA polymerase II-specific; RNA polymerase II cis-regulatory region sequence-specific DNA binding; DNA-binding transcription activator activity, RNA polymerase II-specific
Source: RefSeq, a predicted model, not a curated record